AUGAGUUUCUGGGUCUCCAUGCUCAUCUUCCUCGUCUGUGUGAUAAUUGGGUCUUGCCUACCUUCCGUGUUGGCUUCCUCCGUUGACGUUUGCGAUCAUCAUGAAUUCGAUGUGUUCCGAUUCGGAAUCGACAGAAAGUGUCCUCCUUGUCUCUAUCCAAGACCUCCUUUGGAGGUGGAUGGUGACUUGCUAGACAGACUUAUGGAUGCACAUAACCAUGGAAAUGCUUAUACUUCCAUUCUAUUUUAUUCCUCGCGGUGCCCCUUCUCAAGUACAGUACGGCCAAAGUUUGAAGCUCUGAGUUCAAUGUUCCCCCACAUAGGGCACCUGGUUGUUGAGCAAUCUCAGGCUUUACCAUCGGUUUUUUCUAGGUAUGGUAUCCAUAGCUUGCCUUCAAUCCUGAUGGUGAAUCAAACAUUGAAGAUGCGAUACAUUGGUCCAAAGGAUCUUGCAUCCCUGAUUCAGUUUUACCAACAAACAACAGGUCUUAAACCAGUCCAGUAUGUGGAUGAAGCUGAACCAACGAGCUUGGACAACGAUGUUAACCUUAUCACAUGGCUACACAACGGGUCAUCUCUCAGAGAGAUAGCAGAAAGAGAGCCUUAUUUGGUGCUUUCACUGAUGUUUCUGUUUUUGAAACUGGCGAUUUUGAUCUUCCCAAUCAUGGCAACGCGUUUGAAAACGUUAUGGGCUUCUUAUGUUCCGCAACUGAGCUUGGGAAUACUUGGUGAGACUAGCCAACUCUUUGGCCGUGCACUGCACAUGAUCGAUGUGAGGAGGCUAUGGAUUAAACAGAGACUUAGCAAGACAAGGGACUUCCAAGAGAGAGCAAAGAAUGCACUUGCAUCUGUCUCCCUAGGAAAAUCUACUUCACAAUCAGCUUAAUGGGUACUGAUGAGCUUAGUUAAAUUUUACUUUUCUUUUUGUGGACGUUCUUGACUCUGUAUGUAAAUUAUGUUUUGCUUAUUUGUGAAUAUUUUGAAUCUUCCUUUCUUGAAUAUUCUUAUUCUUGGUCCACUUUGGAUACCUUGCACAUUUUUUUGUCUACAUGGCCUAAUAUCAACGGUCUUGGUUUGAUUGGUGUUAGAGGUGGACACUUGGG
This is a messenger RNA of Eruca vesicaria subsp. sativa (arugula), 1102 nucleotides long. The record is from the annotation of a GenBank genome assembly. NCBI's taxonomy places the organism in Eukaryota, Viridiplantae, Streptophyta, Magnoliopsida, Brassicales, Brassicaceae.